This is a messenger RNA of Botrytis deweyae, 1620 nucleotides long. RefSeq lists its product as uncharacterized. The transcript has a single exon. Bases 1 to 1620 code for a protein of 539 amino acids. The record is from RefSeq and is a predicted model, not a curated record. NCBI's taxonomy places the organism in Eukaryota, Fungi, Ascomycota, Leotiomycetes, Helotiales, Sclerotiniaceae.
AUGAAGGCUGAAUCACAACAAUCAACAUUCCUGUGGGUGGAUGCAAUCUGUAUCAACCAGAAUGAUUUAACAGAGCAAGCAAUUGAAGUCAAGCGUAUGGGAAUGAUUUAUUCCUCUGCCGAAACAGUCAUUGUAUGGAUUGGGGCACCCAGGAUUGAAAGCGAUGCGCCUAACUUGCGAUAUAUUCUACGCAGAUUAGACCGGACUAGACAAGAUAUUGACCCCAAAUUGCUCGACUCAGAAUGGCCGGUCUGGUCCGAUAAUAAUUCCUCGCGGAUGAUAAAUCAGUUCUUUUCGAAAGAAUGGUGGCAGCGAACUUGGGUCUUUCAAGAAAUCGUACUUGCAAAAAACAUUUUCUUACAUUAUGGCACUGUUUCUUUCACUUGGGACACAGUCAGUAGCUCACAGCUACAUUUUUAUUAUCUCCACUCAAAUUGUGCACUUCCACCGGGUACGAUACCUGAAGGAGUUUUCAAGGCUAUGAGGAGAGUUCUGACCAUCAAUUUUGUCAGAGAUAGCAGAGCGCGUGGUCUCAAAGUUCGACUAACUCAGCUAUUGUGUAUGGAUAGGAGGUCGUUUUGCUCCGAUCCACGAGAUCGUAUAUAUGGGCUUCUGGGUCUUGCAGAGGACCGCGAUGUCGUGAGCCCUGAUUAUACGAAACCUAUUCGGUGGGUCCUCCAAGAUGUAGUACAAAGUCUCAUAAAAAAGGGCAAAUCCUUGAAUGUCAUCUGCAUGCUACCGAAGUUUCAUAAGAUGGAUGGUCUACCCUCUUGGCUUCCUGACUUCACCGCAUCUUCACCUCCGCGGAACUUCAUGAGUUUCCUGUCGAAAGACCCAAAUACGUUUCAUGUAUUCAUGGCAUCCGGAACAAUGCCUUUCUCUGGAGUACAGGUAAAAGCGGGUGUUCUCUCGGCAAAAGGAAUAAUAUUAGACGUUGUUGAUGGCAUGGGUUCAGCCACUGUUGUGAGCCGAUCGACUCGUCCCUCUCUGCCAAGUCACGAAAAUCUGCAACAAUCAACUACAAAUAACUCACGCUACCCUAGCAAGAAUGACCUGUUCCAUGCUAUCUGGAGGACGCUAGUGUCAUCUCGAACAACUCAUGAUACCAAAGCAACUUCUGCGAGCGGAGCUGUAUAUCUCACAUUCAAGUCAGUGACAAUACCAAAGGAAAAUUGGCUAUUGGAAGACGUAUGGAAGUGGAAAGAAUUAGACGAGAUCAGGCUCUUUUACGCCAACAAUGCAAUGCUAAAAGUCGCUGGAAAAUCCUUGAGUGAUUGGAUAAAUCUUGCACUUCCAGUAUUUGAGCCAAAUCUUGACGCUUCUGUCAAGGGCGUCAAGAAUGAAAUUAGGUAUUUACCAUACCAUGUUAAAAGUACUCUACGAAAUCAAAGGUUUCUUGUGACGGCAUCUGGAUAUAUUGGAUACGUGCCGAAUGAAACAAAACGUGGGGAUACAAUAUGCAUACUGUAUGGCAUGGACGUACCGGUGGUUCUGCGAAAAAAUCAGGAUAAAACUUUUGAAGUCAUUGGGCCAUGCUAUGUUCAUGGUGUAAUGGAAGGUGAAUUGAUGAACGAUCUGCAAAAUGGAGUUUUUGAGGAGAUUGUUUUCGAUAUUACUUGA